UCCGCUGGACGUCCGCUGUCUGGUAGCGAGAAGGGAUUAGUGAGAAACACCCCGGGACGACGUCGGCUUCACAGUCUGUCGGUAGCCGGGUUUAACAGCUUUGCCCCGAGCCUUACCAUUUACAUCACUUUGGAGAUUUAGGGAUGAACUGAGGAUGAAUGUAAACCAGCACACUCCUAUGGCCUCUCCUUACGGCCAGCCCCAGCCUGGCUAUGGUCAGCCCACCUAUGCUCCUCUGGAUGGUGGAUACCCUGCUCCCUACGCACCCUACAACGGCCCUGCUUCAGCCUACCAGCCUGGAGCUCCGCCACAAGGUCUUGCCAGGGCCCCCCCCACCUCUGGACCCCCUCCAGUAUCAACCCCUCAACAGUACAAUCAGUACAGUCAUAGUCAGGGGGACAUGCAGAAUGGACCCCCACCUAUGACACAGGCACCACCCAGGCCUGCUGUGUCUCAGCCAUACAACCAGGGAGCUAUGAACCUGACGGGGCCCCCGCACCCCUCCUAUCCACAACACUACGGGCCUCCACCCUCAAUGCAGCAGGUCACCAACCAGAUGACUGGGAUGCAGAUCACCUCUGGACCCCCUACACCUGCGGGGCCCGGAUAUGCUCCACCUCACAGCUCGCAGCCUCCUGUCAGUAUUGCCUUCCCGGGUGGUCCUGCGCCCUCCUACACCCAAGCCUCACCCCCUGCAGCAUCCUCUGCUCCCACCCAGCCGCCACCUCCCAGUGGCCCCGCAGCUUCUCAGCAAUACUACGGAGGCCCACCUCCCUCUCAACAGCCAUUCAACUCGUCUCUUCCCCCUACCUCUCAACAGCAGUUCACCUCCUCUGCUCCUCCGCCUCCUUCAUCUCAGCAAACUUUUCCUCCUUCCUCCUACGCGGGUCCUGUGCCUCCACCUAGUCAAGCUCCUGCUCCUCCACCUGUGUCCCAGGCACAGCAGACCUUCCCCCCGACACAGCCUCCCUUCUCCUCAGCAUCUCCUGUCAGCCAGCCUCCCUUCAUGUCCGGCCCACCUCCCGCUGCCCAGGGCUCCUUCCCACCUCAAGUACCCCCCCCUUCCUCUCAGCCCGGGCCGUUUCCUCCUCCUGGCCCUCCUCAAGCUUCAGGUCCCUCUGGUCAAUACCCAGGCCCUAUGCCACCCCAAAUGCAGCCCCCUCCAUCCCAGCCAUCCCCCUACCACUCUGGUCCACCUCCUCCCAGAGCUCAGAUGCCUCCCACAUCCAUGGCCCAGAGCAACCACCUGCCUCCAGGACCACAGGGCCCACCAGGACCUCCUGGUCCUAUGCAGCAGCCUCCACCUCAGCCUGGCAUGCAGGGAGGAUACCCUCCUCAGCAGAACGGUGCAUUCGGGCAGGUGAGGGGCCCUCAGCCCGGCUAUGCAGGCCCUUAUCCGGGGCAACCAAACUAUGGAGCUCCUGCACCGGCUCCGGCUCCAGCUCCGGCUCCGGCUCCACAGAAAAGACUCGACCCAGAUGCCAUUCCUAGCCCGAUCCAAGUAAUCGAAGAUGACAGAGCUAAGAGCACUGAGCCGUUUACUACAGGGGUCAGGGGUCAGGCCCCACCACUGGUCACCACCAACUUUCAGGUCAAAGACCAAGGGAACGCCAGCCCCAGGUUUGUCCGCUGUACGGCCUACAAUAUGCCUUGCACAGCCGAUAUGGCCAAGCAGUCUCAGGUGCCACUUGCCGCCGUUGUCAAGCCGCUCGCCACACUGCCGCCAGAUGAGACCCCUCCAUACCUGGUGGACCAUGGUGAGGGCGGGCCAAUCCGUUGCAACCGCUGUAAGGCCUACAUGUGUCCGUACAUGCAGUUCAUAGAGGGAGGACGCCGCUUCCAGUGUGGCUUUUGCAGCUGCGUCACAGAGGUUCCUCCACAUUAUUUCCAGCAUCUGGACCACACUGGUAAGAGGGUGGACUGCUAUGACAGACCGGAGCUUUCACUGGGCAGCUAUGAGUUCCAGGCCACUGUUGACUACUGUAAAAACAACAAGCUUCCUCAGCCUCCAGCCUUCAUCUUUCUUAUUGACGUGUCCUACAACGCUGUUAAGAGCGGCAUGGUCAACAUUGUCUGCCAGGAACUCAAGGCCCUCUUAGACUACCUGCCCAGAGAGAACCCAGAAAUGGAGUCUGUGGUACGGGUGGGCUUCGUCACCUACAACAAGGUUUUGCACUUCUACAAUGUCAAGGGGAGCCUGGCCCAGCCUCAGAUGUUGGUGGUGUCUGACGUAUCGGACAUGUUUGUUCCACUGCUAGACGGCUUCCUGGUCAACGUAAACGAGAGCCGGCUAGUAAUCGAGAGUUUGCUGGACCAGAUUCCAGAGAUGUUUGCAGACACCAGGGAGACAGAGACAGUCUUUGGACCCGUCAUACAGGCAGGACUGGAAGCACUCAAGGCUGCAGAUUGUGCAGGGAAGCUGUUUGUGUUUCACACCUCUCUGCCCAUCGCUGAAGCUCCCGGAAAACUAAAGAAUAGAGAAGACAAGAAGCUCAUUGGGACAGAUAAGGAGAAGUCUCUGUUUCAGCCCCAGGUGGGUUUCUACAACACUCUGGCUAAGGAGUGUGUAGCCCAGGGCUGCUGCGUCGAUCUCUUCCUCUUCCCCAACCAGUAUGUGGACGUUGCCACGUUAGGGGUGGUUCCUGUCUCCACUGGAGGUUCAGUCUACAAAUACACUUACUUCCAGGCUCAGGCAGACCAGGAGCGAUUCCUGAACGACCUCAGACGAGACGUUCAGAAACUAGUAGGGUUUGACGCUGUCAUGAGGGUGCGAACUAGCACAGGCAUCCGAGCGACAGACUUCUUCGGCUCCUUCUUCAUGAGUAACACCACAGAUGUGGAGCUGGCAGGUCUGGACUGUGACAAGGCGAUCACUGUUGAGUUCAAACACGAUGACAAGCUCAGCGAGGAAACGGGAGCACUCAUGCAGUGUGCGGUGCUGUACACCAGCUGCAGCGGCAAAAGACGCCUCCGCAUCCACAACAUGGCGGUCAACUGCUGCUCUCAGCUGGCUGACCUCUACCGCAACUGUGAGACCGACACAAUCAUCAACUUCUUCUCCAAAUAUGCUUUCCGUGGCCUCCUGAACAACCCCACAAAGGCAGUGAGGGACACUCUGGUUAACCAGUGCGCUCAGAUUCUGGCCUGCUACCGCAAGAACUGUGCAAGCCCCUCGUCAGCUGGUCAGCUGAUCCUGCCAGAGUGCAUGAAGCUGUUACCGGUCUAUCUCAACUGUGUGCUGAAGAGCGACGUGCUGAUGCCGGCAGCUGACAUCUCAUUGGACGACCGGGCUUACUUGAGGCAGCUGAUCAGCUGCAUGGACGUCGCAGAGACUCAUGUCUUCUUCUACCCGCGCCUGCUGCCACUGACUAAGUUGGAAUGCGGCUCGUUGCCGGUGGCAUUGAGGAACUCAGAGGAGAGGCUGUCGAAAGGCGGGGUUUAUCUCCUGGAGACGGGCCUUCACCUCUUCCUGUGGGUAGGAGCCAGCGUGCAGCAAGAGCUGCUGCUCAACAUCUUUGGCACGCAGAGCUUCAGUCAGAUCGACCCGAGCAUGACAAAUCUGCCGGUGCUGGAUAACCCGUUCUCCCAGAGGCUCAGAGAGAUCAUCGACUCCUUCAGAGCACAGAGAUCACGAUACAUGAAGCUGAUGGUGGUGAAACAGGAAGACAGAACCGAACUGAUAUUCAGGCACUUCCUGGUCGAGGACAAGAAUGCCAGCGGGGGAGCGUCGUACGUGGACUUCUUGUGUCACAUGCACAAGGAGAUCCGCCAGCUUCUCAGCUAGGCCCCCAAAACUCCCACCUUCACCUGUAUGACCCCACUGACCCUCCCUGGUCACCUUUCACACCCUUCCUUGUUGAAAGAAAGAAAAGCGCUUUAUCUUUUUUUUUUUUUCUUUCUCUUUUUUACCUAAUAAACUAA
Scomber scombrus (Atlantic mackerel) is the source of this 3921-nucleotide messenger RNA. It is a transcript of the gene sec24c, whose product is annotated as SEC24 homolog C, COPII coat complex component. Gene Ontology annotation, molecular function: zinc ion binding; SNARE binding. Gene Ontology annotation, biological process: intracellular protein transport; endoplasmic reticulum to Golgi vesicle-mediated transport; COPII-coated vesicle cargo loading. Bases 155 to 3784 code for a protein of 1209 amino acids. NCBI's taxonomy places the organism in Eukaryota, Metazoa, Chordata, Actinopteri, Scombriformes, Scombridae. The record is from RefSeq and is a predicted model, not a curated record. Gene Ontology annotation, cellular component: COPII vesicle coat; endoplasmic reticulum exit site. The transcript is spliced from 23 exons.